UUGGUACCGGGUCCAUAACGGGACAGAUAAUUAAUCCCGGGAUAAAAGCGGAUGAAGAAUAAAAAGUUGUUCCUUUGUGGUGUUUUGAGAGACAGAUUGUUUAUUGUGAGCGUUUGGGCUCCGUGCGCGUUAUAAGCUCGUGUUUAUAAGCACUUUGUGCUGUGUAACAGUUCCUGUUAGAGGACAAUGGAGUCUCUCCGCCAUCAGCAGCGCCUGCAGCCCGGACUGGGAUACGGAGCCACACUGAGAGCCGCACUCAGGCCCGGGGUCACCGGGACCGGGACCGGGACCAGCUCCGGGCCUCCGCCGCCUCUCCCCCCGCUACACAGCCUCAGCGCCGGCUUCAUGAGCCACACCGGGCUCGGAGCUCCAGAACCGGUCACAAACCCCGCCGUGCUGCGGGAGGCGGUGGACGCGGUGGUGCGGAGCUUCGCCAAACACACGCAGGGAUACGGCAGGGUGAACGUGGUGGAGGCUCUGCAGGAGUUCUGGCAGAUGAAGCAGUCUCGAGGAGCCGAGCUGAAGAACGGAGCGUUGGUGGUGUACGAGAUGGUUCCUUCCAACAGUCCUCCAUACGUGUGUUACGUCAGUCUCCCGGGCGGCAGCUGCUUCGGGAGCUUUCAGUUUUGUCCGACGAAAGCGGAAGCCAGACGGAGCGCAGCCAAAAUCGCCUUAAUGAACUCUGUGUUUAACGAGCAUCCGUCACGCAGGAUCACUGACGAGUUCAUCGAGAAGAGUGUGUGUGAGGCGCUGGCAUCCUUUAACGGAAACAGAGAAGAAGCAGAUAAUCCCAACACGGGCAUCGGAGCGUUCCGCUUCAUGCUGGAGUCUAACAAAGGCAAAUCCAUGCUGGAGUUCCAGGAGCUGAUGACGGUUUUCCAGCUGCUGCACUGGAACGGAAGUCUGAAGGCCAUGAGAGAGAGGCAGUGCUCUCGGCAGGAGGUGUUGGCUCAUUACUCUCACCGCGCUCUGGACGAUGACAUGAGGACGCAGAUGGCGGCGGAUUGGGUGAACCGUGAGCACAGCGUGGCGGGCAGCGUGGCGCGAGAGCUGGCGGCCACUGAGCGAGAGCUGGAAGAGGCGAGACUCGCCGGGCGAGAGUUACGCUUUUAUAAAGAAAAGAAGGACAUCUUGAUUAUGGCACUGGGGCAACUGGGCAGCUCCAACAGCACCACACUGCCCCUGACCUGCUGAAGAGAUGGAUACAGCAGUGAUGUCUACACACACAUAUACACACACACACAUACACACACAUACACACAGACACACAUACACAUACACACACACAUACACACAGACACAUACACACAGACACAUACACACAGACACAUACACACACACAGACACACAUACACACACAGACACAUACACACACACAUAUACACACAGACACAUACACACACACAGACACAUACACACACACAGACACAUACACACACACACACACAUAUGCAUACACACACAGACAUAUACACAGACACACACACACAUACACACAUAGACACAGACACACACACAGACACACGUAGACACACACAUACACAAACACACAGACACACAUAGACACACACAAACACACACACAGACACAUGUAGACACACACACAAAGACACACAUAGACACACACAAACACACAGACAACCAUACACACUGACACAUGUACACACACACAGACACACAUGCAUGUACACGCACACACAGGCACAUGUACACACACAGACACACACACUUAAACACACGCACACACAGACACACCUACACACACACACAGAUACACACUUAAACACACACACAUUAUAAACAAUGCGUAAACAUUUCCUCUUAAAAUUAAACAUGGAGCUCAGGUUGAAUCUGAGUAAAGAAACAAAACCACUUCAGUAUUUAAAGAUGCAUUUAAAGAGAAAAGUCUUCAUUAAAGUGUUUGUUGGUGCUACAUGAGUUUAAAUCAUUAAUACCAUCGUAUAGCCAUUAAAAACAUGCAAAAGUGCAAUCCAUCAUUCCCCAAAUAUCACAUCCACAUUCGUCAUAAUCACAGCAUACGUCUGUAAAAAACUACAAAGAAAAUCUUGUGAUUAUUUUUUUAAUACAGAUUAUUUGUGUUUGUUUGUGUAUAAACCUGUAUGGAUGUUAUCACGUAUUACUCACAUGACUAGAGUCAUUUUACUCUAAUCGUUUUUGUCCGGAGCUACGUUUUAUACAGCGUCACCCGAUUUUAUAUAACGACAGCCAUUUGUUUUAUACGACUGUUUUCUUAUACAAAUUAUACUAUUUGUGAUGAUUCAGUAUCCAGUUUCCUUUGUAGAUUUAUAUUCUUUAAAUAAUAAAGACAUUUUACAAUAUUGUUAUAAAA
Messenger RNA from Tachysurus vachellii, 2350 nucleotides. It is a transcript of the gene lix1l, whose product is annotated as limb and CNS expressed 1 like. Bases 187 to 1194 code for a protein of 335 amino acids. The transcript is spliced from 6 exons. The record is from RefSeq and is a predicted model, not a curated record. NCBI's taxonomy places the organism in Eukaryota, Metazoa, Chordata, Actinopteri, Siluriformes, Bagridae. Gene Ontology annotation, biological process: autophagosome maturation. Gene Ontology annotation, cellular component: cytoplasm.